AUGUUCCGGUUUACUUUGUCCAAGUUGAGCCAGUCGCACGAAAUUCAGAUGGCCGAUAUCGAGAAACGCAUCGCCCAACGGCUGGCUGUCCGCAUUGCUAAACGUCGCGCAAAAGCCCAAGGCGUUGCGAUCGUAAUCGACUUUUUCGGAGGAUGUGGCGUGGCAUCGGCGCUCAACGAGGCUCAGCAGCUCAUUAACGAUGCUCAGGACGUUCGAGCGGCAGCUCGACUCACUGCGCUUCUCUUGACUCGUGACAAAGCCGCACUCAAGAAGCAGCUGCAAGGCUUGGGUGAAGAUCAGCUUGACAAGUGGAUUGACCAACAGAUCAAGGGCAUUUGAGCACUGAUACGAUUCGCUGCGUGGAAACAAGGAGCAAUGUUUUCUUUGACUUUUCGGCUUCGAGCUUCUGGGCUGGCGUGUCGCUCCAUGGCU
Molecule: messenger RNA, 432 nt
Organism: Capsaspora owczarzaki ATCC 30864
Lineage: Eukaryota; Filasterea; Ministeriida; Capsasporidae
Exons: 2
Coding region: 1-339 (112 amino acids)
Source: RefSeq, a predicted model, not a curated record